This is a messenger RNA of Nannospalax galili (Upper Galilee mountains blind mole rat), 651 nucleotides long. Its product is annotated as oogenesin-3-like. Gene Ontology annotation, cellular component: cytoplasm. The record is from RefSeq and is a predicted model, not a curated record. NCBI's taxonomy places the organism in Eukaryota, Metazoa, Chordata, Mammalia, Rodentia, Spalacidae.
AUGAACUUCCAGGCCCCACGCACAUGCCCGGAAUUGGCAAGGCAGAGGCUGCUGAGGGAUAAGGGCUUGGUCAUCUCUGCUCUUCAGGACCUGCCCAAGAAGCUCUUCCCACCUUUGUUUAUGGAAGCCUUCAUUGGCAGACACAUGAGGGUUCUGAGGGAGAUGGUGUCAGCAUACAUAAAGGAGUUGGAACUGAAUUCAGGGUGGAUUCUCUCUACCUUGGCAUGGUUUUCACCACCCCUGGGCCAGAUGAGGAAUCUUUACAAACUCUUCCUAGGAUGAAUCUACAAGGAUAGCUUUAAGGUUGAAAAUACUUUGACAGACUUAGGGAAGUGUGUCACUAAGUUCAUUUCUCAGUUCUCUAAAUCUAAUCUCCAGCAUCUUUACUUGAAUAGUAUAUACUUCCUCAGUCAUGACAUUAAACGGUUGUUCAGGUGCCUGAAACCCCCUUGGAAAUGCUCUCCACCACUUGCUCAAGCCUUCUUUCAUCGCUGCUCCCAGCUCACCACAGUCAGUUUUUAUGACAAUGAUAUCUCCAUUGCUUCCCUGAAGGGCCUUUUCCAACACAAAGCUAAUCUAAGCCACAUGACCCUGGAGCUGUACCCUGGCCCUCUGGAGUCUUAUGAUGACGUGGAUGAUAUCCUCCCAUAG